AUAUGCAAGUGUGCCUUGCUGAAACAUUGUCCCAUUUAAAAUUCGUUGGAGUCUCUCGCUAAAAAUUUAUUUAAAAGUUUUUUAUUGCAAAAUUUACAUUUAACUUCUCAUCAAAAUAAAUAAUACUUUUUUAUCGGUUCGGUUUGAUUAUAUAUAUUUUACACAUAGCGAUUAUGGCAACAGUAAAGGAGUUUCGUAUUUCCCUAGGGACGGAUAAAAAAAAAAACCGACCGGUUGCACCGUUCUCUCAACAAUCCUUGCAGCAAAACACCAGAGUCGUUUCACCUCCAAGAUUAAAUGUUUUUAGUAAACGUCCCGUCAAACGAACCCUGUUCCGGAAAUAUUUUCAACGAGGUGACAUUCCCAUCGAACGGAAAAUAAGAGAUGGCAAGCUUUCUGAGCCAAUCGAUUGGGUGGUACCUCUCCACAAAUUAGAUUAUUCCAUUUAUCUUCCGCUUUUCUUCGAUGGCUUAGCCGAAUCAGUUUUGCCGUAUAAAUUAUUUGCACGCAGUGGCAUUCAUGAAAUGCUGGUGGUUGGUGGUGAUAAGGUUCUACCAGUGGUACCGCAACUAAUAUUCCCAAUUAAGAGAGCGCUGAACACAAGAGAUCCAGACAUAGUUGUUGCAACAUUACAGGCAAUUCAAGAGCUUAUUACCACAUCACCGGCUGUUGGUCAAGCAUUAGUUCCAUAUUAUCGUCAGAUCCUACCUAUAUUCAAUCUAAUGCGAGAAGUAAAUGUAAAUAUUGGAGACAAAAUUGAUUUCAACCGAACUGGACAUGCCGGAGACAUGGUCGAAAAGACGCUUCAGCUGUUGGAGAGAACGGGUGGCCCAUACGCAUACUUAAAUAUCAAAUAUAUGGUGCCGACGUAUGAAAGUGUAAUCAAAAAGAACUAAAAUAUUCCCAACUAGAAAAACUCGGAAACUGUAAAUUCUUAGUGUGGAUCCAAUGUCCAAAUAUAAAUUAAGUUAGUCUCA
Messenger RNA from Bradysia coprophila, 977 nucleotides. Its product is annotated as parkin coregulated gene protein-like. Gene Ontology annotation, molecular function: Hsp90 protein binding; Hsp70 protein binding. The record is from RefSeq and is a predicted model, not a curated record. NCBI's taxonomy places the organism in Eukaryota, Metazoa, Arthropoda, Insecta, Diptera, Sciaridae.